GUGGCAAAUCGUAGCUUUAGAGGAGAAAAAUUUCCCCCUUUUUUUGUUUACCUUCCGCGAGAGUUUCCAAUCUCCCACAGCGCCUUGUUUCCUCUGAUUCGGCGGAUCCCCGCGACGGAUUGCUUCUCUGGUGUUGUGCUUAUAAGCUAUGAGGAAACAUGGUUGCAGCACCUAUUCUCUAACUAGUCUUGCAUGAUUAUUUGCUACUUUUUCGCUCCCUUUCUCUGCCCUUCUAAAUCCUAUGAAUUGGGAACGAGAAUUAUGACAUGACCAGAAAGUUACCUUGCAAGCUUCUUCUAGAUAUCUAAGAUGCCAAGGACAAGAUCAACAACUGCAGCUGCUAAAUCAACUAAGACAGAAAAGGCAGUUGAACCUGAAGAACUUGUCCCUGAUGAUCCCAAUGAGAUGGAAUAUGAGAUCGAGUAUGAAGAAGUAGAAGAGGAGGUAGAAGAGGAAGAGGAAGUCAUAGAGGAGGUCGAGGAGCUCGAAGAGGAAGAAGAAGAGACUGUACCUGUCAAUGGAAGCAACACCGGUGAUAAAUACAGCAGCACUGAAAACCAUCAAAGCAAGGAGCAAGCAGAGCUCCUUGCACUUCCUCCACAUGGAUCAGAAAUUUAUGUUGGAUCUAUACCGUAUGAUGCUUCAGAAGUUGAAUUGAGAAGCUUUUGUGAGUCUGUUGGAGAGGUGACUGAGGUUAGGAUGAUGAAAGGCAGGGAUUCAUUGGAGAAUAAAGGCUAUGCUUUUGUUACUUAUAAAACAAAAGAGUUGGCUACUAAAGCUAUUGAAGAACUAAAUAACACUGAUUUUAAGGGGAAAAAGGUGAAAUGUUCAAUGUCUCAAGCUAAGCAUCGGUUGUAUGUUGGUAAUAUUCCUCGAAACUGGAUGGAGGAUGAUCUGAAAAGAGUUGUGACCACAAUUGGUCCUGGAGUUAAUAAAGUGAAUUUGAUCAAGGAUCCACAAAAUAUUCCCCGUAACCGAGGUUAUGCAUUCAUUGAGUAUUAUAAUCAUGCAUGUGCUGAGUAUUCCAGAAAAAUUAUGUCAUCAGAAAAUUUCAAAUUUGAUUCAAAUAUCCCAACAGUAAGCUGGGCUGAUCCUAGGAAUGGGGAUUCCCCUUCUAGUACUCAGGUAAAGUCUAUUUAUGUGAAAAACUUACCCAAAGAUGUGACAGAAGAGCAGUUGAAAAAGUUAUUCGAACAGCAUGGUGAAAUAACAAAGGUCGUUCUGCCUCCAGCAAAAUCUGGACAUGAGAAGAGGUAUGGUUUUGUGCAUUUUAAAGAGCGCUCCAUGGCUAUGAAGGCACUCAAGAGCACAGAGAAAUAUGAAAUUGAUGGUGAUGUUCUUAACUGUUCAUUAGCAAAGCCUCCAGCAGAUAAAAAAGUUGAAGCAGGAUCAAGUGCUCAACAAGCUGCUUUAUUGUCAAAUUAUCCAUCUCAGAUGGGGUAUGGUGUGCUGGGAGGUGCUUAUGGUUCUCUAGCUUCAGGGUUUGGGCAGCCUAUGGCAUAUGGAAGGGGACAGGUUCCUGCUGGCAUGGCAAUGGUGCCAAUGUUCUUACCCGAUGGACGACUUGGAUAUGUAUUGCAACAGCCUGGAGCGUCUGUGCCUAGACAGCAGCAUGGGGGGAAAUAUGGUGGCACCUCAAGUGGAGCUAAGAACAAUGAGAGUGGACGUGGGCGUAGAUUUAGACCAUACUAAGUCAUUUGGUAGAUUUCUUCCAAUUCCAGAAUCUCAAGAUGUAUUGAUUGUACCACUGGGUGGUGAGUGCUACUUUCAUCUUUAAUCACUCUUCAAUUAAGAAAAAUAUUGUAGAACACAUGUAUGAUGAAAAAUUAUUGCUGUGAGUCCUGAUCCGAUCUACUUUUAAAAGUGAGUUUGGUUUUUUCCUUUC
Messenger RNA from Zingiber officinale, 1885 nucleotides. RefSeq names its product heterogeneous nuclear ribonucleoprotein Q-like. The coding region runs from base 310 to 1692 and encodes 460 amino acids. NCBI's taxonomy places the organism in Eukaryota, Viridiplantae, Streptophyta, Magnoliopsida, Zingiberales, Zingiberaceae. The transcript is spliced from 10 exons. Gene Ontology annotation, cellular component: nucleus. Gene Ontology annotation, molecular function: mRNA binding. The record is from RefSeq and is a predicted model, not a curated record.